Messenger RNA from Lactuca saligna, 1941 nucleotides. The record is from the annotation of a GenBank genome assembly. NCBI's taxonomy places the organism in Eukaryota, Viridiplantae, Streptophyta, Magnoliopsida, Asterales, Asteraceae.
AUGAGGGGUUUGCUUUAUACAUCAAAAGCUUCGUCACCUUCAUAUUCUUAUGCUCAAUCUCCGGCGAGGUCGUCGAAAGCUUCGUCACCUACACAUUCAUUUGCUCAAUCUCCGGCUAGGACUCCAAGGUCUCCCAUGAGCACUCCUUCUCAUCAUCAAACCUUUUCUGCUUCGAUCAUUGAAGAAGAUUUGUUGUAUGCCGAACAAAUCAUCCGGAGGUGGGACCUUGAUUCUCCGUUUUAUACAAAAAUGGAUUAUCUGUUCACCGGAGACAGACGUGAAGCUCGAUUGUUUGUGAAGUCUGUUACGAAUUUGCAGUCGGCGAUGCAUUCCUUUGUUUCGGAGAGUGCUAGCUCGGAGAAGAUCAUUCAUGCUCAGAAGUUAAUGCAGAUUGCGAUGAAGAGAUUGGAGAAGGAAUUUUAUCAGAUUUUAUCCGCGAAUAGAGAUGUUCUUGACUCCGAGUCUGUUUCUAAUCAUUCCUCAAGAGCUAGAUCAAGUGUUUCAGAUGAAGACGAUGCUUCCGAAGAAGAUGAUCGGAUUUCAUCGUCUGGAAACACAGUGUCCGACGGAGAAAGAGUUUCCGUUUCAGAAAUAGUUAUGGCUGAUCUUAAAUCGGUUGCUGAUUGCAUGAUCUCUUCUGGGUAUGCAAAAGAAUGUGUGAAGAUAUACAAAAUUAUCAGGAAAUCCAUUGUUGAUGAGACACUGUAUAAUCUCGGAGUUGAGAAAUACAGUUUAAAUCAAGUUAACAAAAUGGAAUGGGAAGUAAUCGAACCCAAAAUCAAAACCUGGGUACACGCUGAAAAAGUUGCUGUGAAAUCUCUCUUCUAUGGCGAAAGAAUUCUCUGCGACUACGUGUUUUCGUCGUCGGAGAAGAUCAGAGAAUCGUGCUUUUCCGAUAUCUGCAAGGAAAAAGCAAUUCAGCUGUUUGAAUUCCCGGAGUUUGUAGCGAAAUCGAAGAAAUCAAUGGAGAGAAUGUUCCGAACAUUGGAUCUAUACAACGGGAUAUCGGAACAGUGGCCGGACAUCGAAAUGAUCUUCUCGUUCGAUUCAAUGGUGGUCGUUCGGACACAGGCCAUCACUUCACUCGUGAAACUCGGCGACGCCGUCCGAGCAAUGUUAACGGAUUUUGAGGCGGCGAUUCAGAAAGAAACAUCCAAAACUCCGGUCCACGGCGGCGGCAUUCAUCCUCUAACACGUUACGUAAUGAACUACUUAGUUUUCUUAAGCGACUACGCCAUAGCACUCUCUGACAUUGUUGCCGACUGGCCACUUCAGAUCCAGUCGCCAUUGCCGGAAUCGUACUUCUCAAGCACCGGUUCGGAAGAAUCGUCGUCCAUCUCCGCCCGCUUCGCAUGGCUGGUGCUGGUUUUGCUCUGUAAAAUCGACGCCAGCGCUGAGCUCUACCGGGAUGUAGCUCAGUCGUACCUUUUUCUAGUCAACAACUUAAACUACAUCAUUUCAAAGGUUCAUAGCUCUAAUCUAAAACUCCUGAUCGGAGAAGAUUGGUUAGUGAAACACGAACAGAAACUGAAACAAUACGCUGCAAAUUACGAACGAAUGGCAUGGAGUAAAGUUAUGACAUCGUUGCCGGAGAAUCCAAACAAUUUACCGAUUGAAGCAGCGAGGGAGUGUUUCAGACGUUUCAAUCUUGAAUUCAACAACGCAUGCCGGAAACAAGCCACCUGGGUCAUCCCCGAUUCGAAAAUGCGAGACGAAAUUAAAAUCUCGGUGGCGAAAAAGAUAUCGCCGGUUUACCGGAAUUUUUACGAUAGAUACAGAGAUGUUUUCAGAGGUGUUGAUUCAGUUGUCAGAUAUGCACCAGACGAUUUGGGUAAUCACUUGUCGGACUUGUUCCAUAGUACCGGUGGUCCCGGAAGCUCCGGCACCGGUACGCCGUCGCAUUCAUCUUCGUCUUCUAGCCCUUUGUCGCGACGCCGGUGA